Molecule: messenger RNA, 1458 nt
Organism: Ilyonectria robusta
Lineage: Eukaryota; Fungi; Ascomycota; Sordariomycetes; Hypocreales; Nectriaceae
Exons: 3
Coding region: 130-1386 (418 amino acids)
Biological process (GO): regulation of transcription by RNA polymerase II
Molecular function (GO): DNA-binding transcription activator activity, RNA polymerase II-specific; zinc ion binding
Source: RefSeq, a predicted model, not a curated record
GGAGUCGAGCAGCAUCCUCGUGGGUUUUCACCUCAUCUUGCCCAGUCGGGCCAGUCUCCGCUUUCUCAAGGUGCGACUCUACUUUAGCUCCUAUGCGAAAUAGUCUACGCGUCUCUGAAAUCAGAAACAAUGUCGACACGACGCCCGCAUACCAAGUCACGGCUGGGCUGCACCAGCUGCAAACGUCGCAAAGUGAAAUGCGAUGAAAUUGGCCCCAUAUGCUUUCAAUGCAGGCGGCAUCAUAUCUCAUGCAGUCUCAGAUAUGAGCUUCCCAGAGGCUCCGUUCGCCGUAGCGAACGUGUUGAAGACUCUGGUCCGAAUAUUAUCAUCGCUGAGCCUACCAAUUGUCACGCAAGCUAUUCGUCUCCGGUCACUGUGACAGAUUGCAACCAGAUUCAUAUGCAUGAUAAGAUGGCGCCGUUUCCCCCACACGAACUCCGUGCUCUUGGCUGGCAGCUUAUGCAUCACUACUGCACAGUCACGGCCGAGACCCUGUCUAGAAGGAAAGAAAUUGUCCAUGUUUGGCAGACGGCCAUUCCUUUGCAAGGCUAUCGGUAUCCCUUUGUUAUGCACGGCAUCCUUGCCAUCGCCGCUACGCACAGGGCAUAUCUUGAGCCAGGCUGUCGAAACAUCUUUCUCCCUUUGGCUGACUAUCAUCAAACAAUGGGGUCGAUAGGGUAUCGCGUCGAACUCCAACACAUUGACGCGCAAAACUGGAUAGCUUUGUAUAGCUUCAAGUCGCUUCUGAUGAUCCAUAUGCUCACACUUCCUACUCGCAUGGAUCACUACAAAUUAAAUAAUCCAAUAGGAAGCCUUGGUGAGCUGAUUGGGCUGCUAAGAGGCAUAGAGUCGACAGUCAGACCUUUCUUGUCUGGUGUUAUUAACUCCGGAUUUCAGCCAUUGGUCUAUAGCAUAUGGCCACUUGCUUUUGUCAGGUACUUGACCGAAGGCAGUCACUUUAAUCUGGGAAAGAGGUGUCUUCCCCCAGAUACGUAUCAAGCCGUUGCAAGACUUCGGGCCUUUCAGAGAUGCAAAUUACCUUUGGGCAGCCUUGACCAAUAUCAGUUGGCCCUUGACAACCUUGAAGCAUGCUUCUGUCUUGCUAUUCUCUCUAGAACGCAUAUUGAGGCUGGGUAUAUUUUCGUCUGGCUCCAUCAUGUUCAAGACAACCUUCGCAGGGACCUCAGUGAAUAUCGCCCGCAUGCAUUGCUUAUUAUUUCCUAUUUCAGCGUGUUUCUUGCAUCUGCCGAAAAGAGCUUUUGGUACUUGAAAGGCUGGGCGCGACAAAUAUUGGAUGAGGUCGUGGCGCGUCUUGCUGGCCAACCAAUGUUUCUGGAAUUAGUCGAGUGGCCGAAAAAGCAGCUGUUUAACUUAUUGGGAGAAUAAAUGCGUUGAAUCAGUUGAUAAUUAUCGUCCAAGGGAUAUCUGGAAGAAUCGUUGGUGCAGUUGUAACCAUCU